Zingiber officinale is the source of this 1820-nucleotide messenger RNA. RefSeq names its product polygalacturonase inhibitor 1-like. The record is from RefSeq and is a predicted model, not a curated record. The transcript is spliced from 2 exons. Lineage: Eukaryota; Viridiplantae; Streptophyta; Magnoliopsida; Zingiberales; Zingiberaceae. The coding region runs from base 623 to 1624 and encodes 333 amino acids. Gene Ontology annotation, molecular function: protein binding.
GGUCGUUUUGAAAUCUUGUCACUCUCUGGAUCAUUCCUGCUGACCCAGAGUGGAGGAGGCCAGCAUCGUCAAACAGGCAGUCAAUGUGUUUCAUUAGCCGAUCCCGACGGGCAUGUCAUAGGCGGCCGGGUGGCGGGCGCAUUGAUAGCGGCCUCACCGGUGCAGGUGAUCGUGGGCAGCUUUAGCUCUCAAGGUCAAGGGAAGAAGGGAACUUUGCAGUCGAGCACUUCAGGGCCUUCUGCGUCCGGGGCAAAAGGCUUGGAAAGACUCGCGUCGCUUGCCGGCAGCUUCUCGGCUUGAGCACCACGACACACAGUGAACUAACUUUAUACAAGUAGAGAUUUCCAGCCAGCCGCCAAAUAGCAGCAGUCCUCUGUGUUUCCUGUGUUAAUUGAAUCGAUUGAGGUUGUGUACACAUUCUUUCUUCUUCUUAAUUUUUGUGGGAAAAUGCUGGUAUAAACUUCAAGAUCCAAAAGUAUUAUACACGUUUUGAUCACGUGAACUGCACUACUAAGGUCAAACGUUGGUAUUUAACAAUUCUUGACCACCGUCGGCCUUUGUCUCUUCCGGCGUGCUAUAAUUGGAAUUCCAAGCCAGCUCCAGGUCACUACUUGACGAGCAAAUGGCUUAUCCUUGGACUGCUCUGCUCUCCUCUGCGUUCCUUAUCCUCGUCACAGCUCCCGCCGUGCUCUCCGCCUUCGAUUGCAACGCCGGCGACCGUGCCGCCCUCCUCGCAGUCAAGCACGCCCUCGGCAGCCCUCCCUUGCUCGCCACGUGGCUCCCCAACACCAACUGCUGCGCCUGGGACAACCUCUACUGCGAUACCACCACCGGCCGCGUCUACAACGUCUACAUCUACGACGCCGGCGUCGCCCCCGGCACCCCAGUCCCCGCCGCGUUAGGAGACCUCCCGUUCCUGGAAAGCCUCUCCCUCGAGGACAUGCCCGGCCUCUCCGGGCCCAUCCCUCCCUCCUUCGCCCGCCUCUCCCGCCUCUACCUCCUGUGGAUCUCCAACACCUCUGUUUCCGGCCAAGUCCCGGCCUUCCUCGUCGGCACCAACCUCAGCGCGCUCACCCUGCCAAACAACAAGCUCUCCGGCGCCAUCCCCCCGCAGCUGGCCCGGCUUCCGUACCUCCGGUACUUGGAUCUCAGCGGCAACCAUCUCUCCGGCUCGAUACCGCCGGGGUUGCUCCACGGCGAGUACCAGUUCCUCGUACUGUCGAACAACAGGUUGAGCGGGGAGAUCCCCGCAUCGUACGGCGAGGGGGACGUGAACACGAUCGACUUGGGGCGGAACCGGCUGAGUGGUGACCCGGCGUUCUUGUUCAACCGGACGCGGCCGACGGUGAAGCUGGAUCUGUCGCGGAACGAGUUCGGGUUCGACCUGACGAAGGCGGAGAUGCCGUGGCAGAUGGAAUACCUGGACCUGAGCCACAACCGCCUCCGGGGCGGCGUCCCGAAGUCACUCAAGGACUUGUACAAGCUGCGGGUGCUCGACUUGUCUUACAACACGCUGUGCGGGGAGAUCCCGACGGGGAGGGCGAUGGCGUACCACGCUGCGGCGAGCUACCUCCACAAUAAGUGCCUCUGCGGUACGCCGCUACCGCCAUGCCGUCGCCUGUGAGCGGAGCUACGGCAUGCGUCGCGGUCUCGAGAGAGUUAAUUAAGUCGAGUGCAGCUUGCUCUGUUCGUUUUCUUCUCUGACCGUGAUCCAUCUCCCGGCAGCGCAAUCAAUAAUCAGGAUCGCUCUGUGUUUUGUGUCAAAACAAAAGGAACUUUAGAUCUUAUUCGUAAUUUAUUUAUAGAAAUGAGUUUCGAUA